Lathyrus sativus (Indian pea) is the source of this 474-nucleotide messenger RNA. Lineage: Eukaryota; Viridiplantae; Streptophyta; Magnoliopsida; Fabales; Fabaceae. The record is from the annotation of a GenBank genome assembly.
AUGCAAAUCUUUGUGAAAACAUUGACCGGAAAAAGUAUCACCAUUGAGGUGGAGAGUUGUGAUACCAUACAAAAAGUGAAAUCUAAGAUCCAAGAUAAGAAAGGUAUUCGAGCCGAUCAGCAAAGGCUUAUCUUUGCUGGAAAACAAUUGGAAGAUAGUCGCAUCCUUGCCGAUUACAACAUCCAGAAGGAAUCCACUCUUCACCUUGUGCUCCGAUUGAGAGGUGGAAUGCAGAUCUUUGUUAAGAACUUGGCAGGGAAGACCAUCACUCUUGAGGUUGAACCCUCGGAUACUAUUGAUACUGUCAAAGCUAUGAUUCAGCUUAAGAGUGUCAUUAGACCAGACCAACAAAGGAUUAUAUUUGCAGGGAAACAACUUGAAGAUGGAAGGACCCUGGCUGAUUAUAACGUCCAGAAGGAAUCCACUCUACAUCUGGCUCUGAGGCUUAGUGGGGGUAUGCAAAUUCUAGGUUGA